Molecule: messenger RNA, 2045 nt
Organism: Culicoides brevitarsis
Lineage: Eukaryota; Metazoa; Arthropoda; Insecta; Diptera; Ceratopogonidae
Gene: Npl4
Product: nuclear protein localization protein 4 homolog
Exons: 8
Coding region: 112-1929 (605 amino acids)
Biological process (GO): ubiquitin-dependent protein catabolic process
Cellular component (GO): nucleus
Molecular function (GO): ubiquitin binding; ubiquitin protein ligase binding
Source: RefSeq, a predicted model, not a curated record
CUGGGAAUGAUGAAACAACAGUUUUAGACCUAUUCAUAAAUAUUGAGUGUUUUAUAUUUCAACAUUUAAAUUAAACAGUUUUUUGGUUAGAUAAACACCAUAAUUUCGAACAUGACAGAUAAAAUUAUUCUUCGCAUACAAACUCCAAAUGGAACUCGACGUUUGGAAGUUCAAUUGAAAUCUUCAUUAAGAAGAUUAUUUGAAGAUGUACAUGCAUGUUUGGAAUUAGACACAUACAAUUUUCGACUUUUUAAAGAUCGUCUUAAAAGGGAAGAGUUGAUUUCUUCUAGUAAAUGUAUUGAGAGCGCAAACUUACGACAUGGUGAUAUGUUAUAUCUUUCUGAAGAAUCUGGUGCAAUGUCAGACUCUUCUUCAAAGAAAAAAUUUGAUCAAAUUAGACAAAACAAUAAAACACCAUCAAUGCAUAAAGAAGAUGAGGUAGAUUUACAAUUAUAUAAACUUGAUGGGAAAAUUCAGCGUAAACGUGACGAUAAGAUGUGUAGACAUACAUCAAAGGGUUGUUGUGUCCAUUGUUCAGCUCUAGAGCCAUGGGACGAAACAUACUUAAAAGAUCAAAAAAUAAAACAUUUAUCAUUUCACUCAUACAUUAGAAAACUUACUUCCGGUGUUGAUCGUGGCAAGUUUGUCGCUCUUGAGGAUCUUAACUGUAAGAUAAAACCCGGAUGUCGAGAUCAUCUUCCAUGGCCUAAGGGAAUUUGUUCAAAAUGUCAGCCUUCAGCAAUAACUUUAAAUCGCCAGAGCUAUAGACAUGUUGAUAACAUAAUGUUUGAAAAUAUUUUGAUCGUAGAGAGAUUUUUAAAUUAUUGGCGCUGCUCAGGUCAUCAACGUAUGGGACUACUUUAUGGAAAUUACGAGAUUCAUCCUGAAGUUCCAUUAGGAAUUCGAGCACGUGUCAUGGCUAUAUAUGAACCACCACAAGAAAGCAGUCGUGACUACAUUAAAAUUCUUGAAGACCCAAAUCAAUCAGAUGUUGAUGAGGUUUCUAAUGCAUUAGGAAUACGCUGUGUUGGAUGGAUUUUUACCGAUCUCCUGACAGAUGAUGCCGCCUUAGGCACAGUUAAGCAAACACGAGGCAUAGAUACAUACUUUUUGUCAGCUCAAGAAUGUAUUCUUGCUGGUAAUUUACAAAAUAGUCAUCCAAACGCUAGCAAACAUUCAUCAACCGGAUUUUUUGGUUCAAAAUUCUCCACCGUAUGUGUUACUGGUGAUUCAAAAAAACAAGUUCAUAUGGAAGGAUAUGCUGUUUCUGCACAAUGCAUGGCUCUUGUACGAGAUAAUUGUUUACUACCCACAAAAGACGCACCUGAAUUAGGUUACAUUCGAGAGUCCUCUGAUAAACAAUAUGUCCCUGAUGUUUAUUACAAGGAAAAAGACGUUUAUGGAAAUGAGGUUCAACGUUUAGGUAGACCCCUUCCAGUGGAAUAUUUACUAGUUGAUAUACCAGCAUCAACGCCGGUUCACCAAUUACAUACAUUUACGGCUCGAGAAGAUAAAGGUCAUUUCCCAAUUGAAAACCGUUUUUUAGAUGGUCAUAUUCAAGAUUUUACCGCACUUAGCAAUUAUUUAUCAAAGUGGAAUAGCAAUGAAUUUAUAGAAGCUGUUUCAGACUUUCAUCUGUUAAUUUAUCUCUACCGCAUGGAUAUGCUUCCCCUGAGAUCAGAAAUGUCUUUACUAUUUGAAGCAAUAAAAACAAAAGACACAAAUCUUGCACUCAAGUUUAAAACUAAAGAAGUUUGGUGCACUUUAGAACAACUAAUUUCAGCAUCAGUACAACAUGAUGUCUCUGCACAAUCAUUAAGUAGCACUCUAGUCGCGGAUACUGAUGAUUGGGUUUGUAAUCAUUGUACGUUCCUUAACACCAGGUCUGGUUCGCAAACAUGUGACAUUUGUAACUUGCCAAGAAAUUGAAGCUCUUUAAGUAAAUAGAUAGCUGAGAGCCUAAAUUAUGUAAUGUACUACAAACUUAUGAAUUUUUGAUUUUGAUGUUGUGAAAAUAAAUUAAUACAUACAUAGAAACUCUUCAA